AUGUCUCCGAAGGUCGAUCAGGCAAUCAUCGAGUCAUUGGGCCUCGACCCUGACGUUACUCAGAUUGCUUCCCAUGGCGGGUCCGGCUUUGCGUCGACAUUCAAGCUGAGCUCAGGCCUGGAUGGCAAGGACGUAAACUACUUCGUCAAGACGGGGACAGGUUCCGAUUCAGAACUCAUGUUCAAAGGAGAGCACGCAUCUCUCAACGCCAUUCACAGUGCAGUUCCCAACUUCUGCCCAAACUCCUACGCCAACGGGGUGUUUCAAGAUGAAUCCAACAAAUUCUUCAUGGUGACCGAUUUCCUGGACCUUGGAUCAUCAGCGCCAGGUGGCUCAGGGGAUUCACUGGCCAAGAAGCUGGCCAAACUACAUACGACACCUGCCCCUAUCCCUGAAGGCUUCGACAAGCCCAUGUACGGCUUCCCAGUCACUACGUGCUGCGGCUCUUCACCGCAGGACAACUCAUGGAAAGCGUCGUGGGCCGACUUUUAUGCCAACAACAGACUGCGUACCAUUUUACGAGACGGGAUCAACAAUCACGGCGGCGACCCAGAGCUCUCCAAGGCGGUAGAGAAAACCGCGAGCACCGUGGUGCCACGACUACUAGGAGACGAUCACAUCAAAGGCAUACAGCCGGUAGUUAUCCACGGCGACUUGUGGAGCGGUAACCACGGCCGAGGAAGGAUUGCGGGCCAGGGCGGUGUCGAAGAGGUGGUAUUCGACCCUUCCUGCGUAUACGGCCACUCGGAGUAUGAGUUGGGUAUCAUGCGCAUGUUUGGAGGGUUUGAAGGCAGCUUUUGGAAAGAGUAUGAGAGUCUCGUACCCAAGGCCGAGCCCAAGGAGGAAUGGGCAGAUCGUGUCGCACUAUACGAGCUGUGA
Anthostomella pinea is the source of this 879-nucleotide messenger RNA. Lineage: Eukaryota; Fungi; Ascomycota; Sordariomycetes; Xylariales; Xylariaceae. The record is from the annotation of a GenBank genome assembly.